AGAAGGCUUGGUUUAUGAGCUAAGUGUUUUCGAUGUGGCAUGAAGCAACCCGAGCUUCAGGUUUGGGGAUGCUCCUGUGUCUAUUAGGUUCACCGAGCAUACCAUCUUUGUUGAGCUCACUUAAACCAAUGAGCUGAUCCAGAGGAAGAGUUUUCGGUUCUGCAAUCAUGACUGGCUUUUCGCACUUGCCAACACGAAUACUGAGUUACAAGAUAUGGUUGGCGAAGUUAGUUGUAUCAGAACAGCUUACAACAACAAAGAGACCCAUAGUACUCAAUGCCUUAUGGCAACUAUAAGGCUUGAUAGCAGCUUCUACAAAGACAGAUACCCCUGUAUAGAAAUGAGGAACAAAGAGUCGAGAGGGAACAUUUAAGAGGGUGAUUGAUCUUUUGGUUAGAGAGAGAGAAAUUAAAAGACAGAAGAUGCAGAAAGAGAGCGAUAACAAAAGACAUAGGUGCAAGCUCAUCACUCAAACUGCGAUGGCUUUCCUAGACUGUCUGAAUCUCAGACACUCAUCUUCUUCUUCAGACAUGGUGAAAGCUAAAGCAAGAAAUGAGGCAGAAGUAGCUUCAUCUGUCGAAACUUCUGCUAGGAGUCUAAACGUGUCGAGUAAAUUGACAAGGAAACCGCCGGUGAGCUCAGGGAAAAGAGGUGGAGUUAACAGCUACGACAUGUAGGAUGUAGCUACAAGUCUUUUUUUAACUUUGUCACGGUGUAAAAUAGGGUGAUCUUUGUGUACCAGUAACUCUAA
Molecule: messenger RNA, 751 nt
Organism: Brassica napus (rape)
Lineage: Eukaryota; Viridiplantae; Streptophyta; Magnoliopsida; Brassicales; Brassicaceae
Product: elicitor peptide 5-like
Exons: 4
Coding region: 423-677 (84 amino acids)
Biological process (GO): innate immune response
Source: RefSeq, a predicted model, not a curated record